This is a messenger RNA of Cheilinus undulatus (humphead wrasse), 4266 nucleotides long. RefSeq names its product protein FAM83F-like. The coding region runs from base 132 to 1736 and encodes 534 amino acids. The transcript has 5 exons. NCBI's taxonomy places the organism in Eukaryota, Metazoa, Chordata, Actinopteri, Labriformes, Labridae. The record is from RefSeq and is a predicted model, not a curated record.
UCGCGGCCAGGUAACCAAACUUUUCCAGCGUCAUUCAUAGUUACCUGUUCACCGUCAUUCAACGCACAAACCCCUGUAGCAGCAAGGAAACUUCCCGGGCUCCAGGAGCUGGGCUAACCGCCGCCGCAGCCAUGGCCGAGUCCCAGCUCAUGUGCAUGGAGGACGGCCACAUCGGUGUGAAGGUCCCGGAGUCUAAACCCGAGUUCUACUACAGCGAGGAGCAGCGAGCUGCCAUCGAGGAGCUCCUCAAGAAUGGCGACGGAGCCUUCAAAAUGAGACUCAAAGAUGACAACAUGAAAGACUUCCUGUCAGCCAGAGAAGUCAAAGCUUGUGUGAACACUUUUAAGGAGUACGGCUCAGGGGGCGAUGAGAGCGGCGGCAGUAAGGCGUCAGAGACCGACGCGGACUCAGGGGUUCACUCCACGUACUGGCCCGAGAUGUCGGACACGGAGGUGCCACAGCUGGAUAACGGCUGGCCCGGAACGAGUAUGUUCAGAGGGGUGACCAGGGUGGCUGUGCACACCCACCCACCCAAAGAAAACGGACCCCACAUCAAGGAGGUGGUGAGGCGACUCAUCCAGGAGUCCAGCAAGGUCAUUGCGAUUGUGAUGGACAUUCUCACAGACGUCCAUAUUCUUCAGGACCUGAUGGACGCAGCCUGGCGCCGCUCUGUACCCGUUUACAUCUUGCUGGAUCACCAAGGUGUGCCACAUUUUCUGGAUAUGUGCUCCAGGCUGCAGAUUGGCUCACAGCACCUUCGGAAAAUCCGAGCCAGAUCUCUUCAGGGAGUCGGCUUCAGCUUGUCCUUUGGCAGACUUCCUGGUUCGCUGUGUAGCAGAUACAUGCUGGUAGACGGAGAUAAAGUCAUGUUUGGCUCCUACAGUUUCUCCUGGUGUACGUCCCGUAUGGACCGGAACAUGAUCACUGUGAUGACAGGACAGGUGGUCGACUUCUUUGACCGGGACUUCCGUGAGCUUUAUGCCAUCUCUAGUAAAAUGGAUCUCUACAAGGAGUUCCACGUCACUCCUCCUGCUGCCACCAAAACUGCAACGUUACGUUCCAAAGAAGGACCCAAACGUCCACCUAUACCUGCAGCCACCUCCCGUUUUCAGGUCACCUUAGGGGAGUCACGGAAAGCUGAUAUCCAGGUGCCUGCACACAAAUACUACAACCCCAAAUAUGCUCUGGUGUUUGGGGACAACCCACCACGUCCACCAGGGUCUCUGCAAGAACCUGGACCCAAGAGAAAGCCCACUCUGGCUGAGGUCCUGGAGGAGAUGGACCCUGACGAGCCACGAGUGGCACGCAGCGACAAAACAGAACGACUAAGUCCACUGCCUGCACAGGACUCAAGGGAAAUCUUCAAGACGCCAAAUGGGAUCAACCCAGACAAGAAGGGACGGCGGACAUUAAGAGUCAACUGGAACAAAUUGUCCACUAAGGAUCCAGUUACGAAUCUGGAGAACAACAAGAGCCCCCCAACCCCAGACAGCAAGAGGAGCCCCCCACCCAGGCCCCCAGCUCCAGUGACCAAUAGGAGGCCCACCUCUAAAGAAACCACGAGGACAGAGGAGAGUGAUGAAAGCUUUGAGAUUAUUGUGAGAACUCCAAGCAAGUGGAGUAAGAAGAACUCCAAACUGGGCCGGAGGACGGUAUCUGAACAAACUGUCGACACUGGAAAAGACAGUGAGAGUAUCAAGAGUCGGCCUCGAGGAAAAGGCUGCAAAAUCUCCUGAAGUGAAUCUGCCAAUCCAUCAACAGAACAGAUUACAUUCUAGGAAUUGUUUACUGACUUCUAUGAACAUGAACAUUACCUUUGAUUGUGCAAUAUUGUAAGCAUUUUAUUAGCAGUGCCUUGAGGAAAGACCAAAUGAAUGUGCAGACCUUCAGGUAUCAGCUUUUUCAUGUCUAUAGGUUUUUGUGCCAAAUUAGAAAGUGAAAAAAAAAACAAUCAACUGCUACCCUGGUGAGCUGCAGAGAACUCUAAUGGACUUGUCCCUGGUGAUUUUGUCCAUCUUAAUUUCUUUGAAGUUCCACAUCAGGGCACUUUUCAUACUUGUGUAGAUAUUGGAUACAUAAAUUGUAAGCUGUUUUCCCCCUUAAUUUUAAUGGUAUUCCAGCAGAAGAGAAUUUAAGGGGAGCAGUGUUUUCAGGUUAAAAAUGUAUACACUACAAAUGGGACAUUGCAGUAAUUGCAGUGCCUUGGUACUCAAUAUUUGUACAUAUACUAUAAGGGCAAAAGUAUUUAGCUAUCUGACCAUUACACCAAAAGGGACUGUAUUGAUAUGGAGUUGGCCCCCGUUUGCAGCCAUAACAGCUUCCAGUCUUCUUGGAGGGCUUUCCACAAGAUUUUUGAGUGUGGGAAUUUGUGCCUAUUCAUUUUGUAGAGCGUUUGUGAGCUCAGGCACUGAUUUUGGAUGAGAAGACCUGGCUUACAAUCUCAGUUCCAGUUCAUUAAAGUCAGGGCUCUGUGUGGGUCAGUCAGGUUCUUCCACACCAGACUCAUCAAACCAUGUCUUUAUAGUCCUUGCUUUGUGCACUGGAGCACAGUCAUGUUUGAAUAGAGAAGGGCCUUCCCCUAAACUGUUGCCACAAAGUUGGGAGCAUAGCAUCAUCCAAAAUGUCUUGGUACGCUGAAACAUUAAGACUGGGCUUCAUGGGGUGCAGAUAGCCUAGUAGUUCAAUCAGGAGAGACAAAAGAAGCGUGAUCAUUCGUUUAUUUUACAAAGAAUUUUUUUUUAUAUUAUUUUAUGAUGAAUCAAAAGUCUUUGGCGUAAGACUCCACUGUGAACCCUGUCAGUCCAGAAAAAGGGGUACAGCCCGUCAGAUCAGAUAGGAUACCCCCGGAAUCUUGACACUGGUGGUGGUGAGUGAUUAGGAGAGGGAUCCGAAACUUCUGAGGAGCUGAACUGACUUGAAGUUGAGAGUAUUCUGAAGCGGUUGACGAGUUCGGUGGUGACAGGGGUGGUGGAGGGAUGCACCUUUCAGCUGAGACGAAUGACUGCAGAGGAAGGAGAACAAGUUUAUAAAGAGGACAGCGACAUGAUUAUUGGACAUAGGGGAAUUGUUUGCUGAGUCUGACUGGACAAUUGAUAGAGUAAGUAGACACCCUUAACAGCUGAUCACCAGGUGAGAGUGGCAAAGGCAUAAUGAGUGAAAGGGGAAAAGUCUUCCUGCUUGAACUUUCGCUGAGCUUCAUUUUAAGGUUCAAUGCAGCCUGUGGCCUUCUCCCGCAUGUCUCUCCCCACUCUCUCGUCCCUGUUUGCAACUCUAUCCACUGUCCUCCUCUAUCAAACACAGGCACAAAAAGCCCCAAAUCUUAAAAAAAAAAGAUAUUGGCCUUCACUGGAGAUAAGGGGCUGAGCCCAAACAGAGAAAUGUGAUUCAUCACUCCACAGAGCACGCUUCCACUGCUGCACAGUCCCAGUGCCAGUGUGCUUUACACCCUUCCAUCCGAUGUCUGGCAUUGGACUUGGUAAUGUGAGGUUUUACAUGUAGCUGCUCGGCCAUGGGAACCCAUUUUAUGGGGCUCCCACAGUUUUUGAGCUUACAUUAAUGUCAGUGGAAGGUCAGAACUCUUCAGCUAUGGAAUCGGCAUCGGCUACUUUUAUGCACCGUGCACUUUAGCAGACAUUGACGCCACUCUGUGAUUCUACGUGGUCUUCAGCGUUGUGGCUGAGUUGCUGUUGUUCCUAAAUGCUUCCAGUUUCUAAUAAUACCACUUACAGUUGACUGUGGAAUAUCCAGCAGGGGUCGAUCAUCUAUCACAGUACCACGCUUGAAACCUCUGAGCUAUUUGGAACAGGCAAUUUAGGAUCACAAAUGCUUAUAAAUGGAGACUGCAUUGCAAGGUACUUGAUUUAUACACACUUUCAUUAAAACACCUGAAUUCAUUAUUUAACAUGUGUGGCCAACUACUUUUGUCCAUACAGUGUAUGUAUAUAUAUAUUUCUUCAUUGUUAAAACAAUACCAGAUGCAGAGCUGCUGGUGCUCACUGUGUUUUCAGUGGGGUUCUGUUGUGCCUCAUAUCCAUCCCUAGCUUAGACAUCAACUUUCUCAAAGUUGAUCCACUUCUUUAUGCUUUAGGCUUUAUUGAUUUCUCAUGUUUACCUGUAUUACCAUUAUAAUGAUAAGUAUUUUCCCAGUGACUGUAUUAUACAUCUUUGUUACCUUUCUCUUGUGGUUUUCUACUGUGAAAAUACAUAACAUAGUUUUUAUUUCUGUGUCCACUUACUCUUUAAGAUUUGGGAUCUUUUUUUUUUACA